Molecule: messenger RNA, 471 nt
Organism: Stegodyphus dumicola
Lineage: Eukaryota; Metazoa; Arthropoda; Arachnida; Araneae; Eresidae
Product: ribonuclease H-like
Source: RefSeq, a predicted model, not a curated record
AUGGCUAAUGACAACAACAAAGCCUAUAUUUUCACUGAUGGCUCCAAGUUCGAAAAUGGAGUCGGAUGCGCUUUUGUGCAAUUUGAGAAUCACAUUACGACUCAUGAAUGGAAGGGCCACCUAGCUGACUCCAACAGCGUCUUCCAGGCAGAAGCGCUCGCUCUCACAGCAGCAGUUCAGCAUAUAAUAGAAGACACCGGUAUUAAUAAUGCAACCAUCUUCUCGGAUAGCGCAUCUACAUUGUACGCCAUCCAGAACCAUAUGCACACGUCGCAAAUUAUUAUGAAUUUGCAACAGAUGCUAAGGCUCAACAGCUCCCGCGAGAUCUCCAUAAAAUGGGUCAAAGCCCACGCAGGCAUCCUUGGUAACGAGGCAGCAGACCAGCUUGCGAAGGAGGCAGCUAACAACAUUGCAGCGCAAGAGCUGUACGUUCCAUCGCCUCCCUCUUACCUCAAACGUCUACAAGGAUGA